Carlito syrichta (Philippine tarsier) is the source of this 472-nucleotide messenger RNA. RefSeq names its product PGAP2-interacting protein-like. The record is from RefSeq and is a predicted model, not a curated record. NCBI's taxonomy places the organism in Eukaryota, Metazoa, Chordata, Mammalia, Primates, Tarsiidae. The transcript is spliced from 3 exons. Bases 39 to 293 code for a protein of 84 amino acids.
UCGACAGCUCGGACUACAACAGGUGGUGUGAGUACAUCAUGUACCGGGGGCUGAUCAGGUUGGGGUAUGCCAGAAUUUCCCAUGCUGGACUGAGUGAUUCUGAAAUUCAGAUGGCCAAAUUUAGGAUCCCGGACAACCCCGUUCAUUAUAGAGACAACCAGAACGUGGUCAUAGACCACAGGAAGGUUCCUAAGAAAAUUCGCUUUAACCCCAGAUUUGGAUCAUACAAAGAAGGACACAAUUAUGAAAACAGCCAUCACUUUCAUAUGAAUACUCCCAAAUACUUUUUAUGAAAUUUAAAACAAGAAGUUAUUGACUGAGCAAGUCUAAGAAAAUAAAAGUAUAUAGAAAAGAAGAGAUGAAUGAAAAUGGAGAAAUACACAUGAAGAACCUCAACUUUUAAAAAGCAUGAUAUCUUUGCAGUGGGAUGUUCCAUCACUUUAUAAGAUGUUGCUUAAUAAAAGCAUUCCUC